Molecule: messenger RNA, 1132 nt
Organism: Ipomoea nil (Japanese morning glory)
Lineage: Eukaryota; Viridiplantae; Streptophyta; Magnoliopsida; Solanales; Convolvulaceae
Product: proactivator polypeptide-like 1
Exons: 6
Coding region: 41-748 (235 amino acids)
Source: RefSeq, a predicted model, not a curated record
UCUCUCACUCUCACUGAUUCUCUCUCUCUCUGAGGCCGGCAUGGAUAGAAGGCUCUGCUUUGUUGUUGUUCUUGUUGUACUAGCUAUUAGCAGCUGGUGCUGUAGUGCAAAAGAUUUAGCAGCUGCUGACCUUAAGACACAAUCCUUAGAUGUCUCAGAGAAACAAGUUGAAGGCAGUCUGUGCGUACAGUGUAAAGAAUUUGUGACCACCUAUUCUGAUGAGCAGAAACAAAGGGAGUUAAUUAACAGCCUUCACAAUUACUGCAAAAAUAUUGGUGCAAUAACGGAUAAUCCUGCGUGGGGGCAACAGUGCAUUAACAAUGUGGAUCAAACGCUUCCUAAUAUAUUCGAAAUGAUCUCCUCCUCAACGCCUGAAACAAUCUGCAAAUUGUUCUGUGAAGGAGUUGUUUCCAUUUCUCAAUAUGCGGAAUCCACAGAGAAACAAGUUCAAGUCAGCGGAAAUGAAGAUCAGUGCUUAAAGUGUAAACAACUUGUGGUCACCUAUUCUGAUAAGCAGAAACAAAGCCAGAUAAUUAACGCCCUUCACAGUUUCUGCCAAAUUAAUUUUCCGUUCCCACAACAGUGCAUUAACCAGUUUGAACCAAUUCUUACUAAUUUAUUCAAACUGAUCAACUCCUCAACGCCUGAAAGUCUCUGCAAAUUGUUCAAUUUCUGUGAAGGAGCUGUUUCCAUUUCUCAACAAAGUGCAAGAAACUUGUUUUCGAAUAUGCCCCUCCAAUUCUGGUGAACGCCGAGCAGUUCCCAGUAACAAAUGACAUCUGCACUUUGCUGCAUGUUAGCGACUCGCCAACUCUUGGAAUUGAGCAUUCUGCAUCUUAAGGAAGAAAACCAGUGGAAACCUUAGCUUGUUCACAUGUUGUAGACUGUGGUUUGCUUUAUUUUACAACCUUGUUCACAUGUUGUAGACUGUGGUUUGCUUUCUUUUGCAACCUUGUUCACUUGUUGUAGACUGUGGUUUGCUUGCUUUUACAACCUUGUUCACAUGUUGUAGACUGUGGUUUGCUUGCUUUUACAACCUUGUUCACAUGUUGUAGACUGUGGUUCACUUGUACGCGUAUUGCGCAAAUAAUCCAAUGUUCAAUGUGUAUUUUCAAAUUAGUGUUUUUGAAUU